GUUAACAUGACUGAUCUUUGUAUUUACGGUGUGGUUUUGCAAGGGAUUAUAUAUUGGCUCUUGUAAAAGAAUAAAAGAAGCCAUAUCCUACUGAAAAAAAGAUGAUGAAGAAGAAAAAGAACCAGUAUUGAAUGACUGAGUCUCAGUUGACUCCCUCCCGCGACCCUCGUGUGUAAACAACGAAAGUUGUCCCUCCUCCUCCACCGCCACCGUCACCUCCUGGUAUCGCGAAGCCCUCCGGAUCAGGUCGUCCUCGAAGAUGGGGUGGUUAUUCGGCGGCGGCUCCGAGGACACGAAGGACUCCUCCUCCAGCAGUAGCAGCUACAGCUCAGGAUACUCUUCGGGGAGUGAUUACUCGUCCUCCAGCUUCGACACCGGUUCCUCCUCCUCCUCCUCCUACGCCGACUCCUUCGGCUCGUCUAGUUUGGGCGGUGGUUUAGACAGCAGUAGUGAUUUAGGAGGCGUAGAGACCGGUGAUUCCGAGUUGAAGUCUUUUCUUAUGCUAGAACAACAAAAAGCUCAGAUGCAAACCAUGAUUCAUAAGAUGAACGACAUCUGCUGGGAGACUUGCAUGGGAACUCCAGGCAGCAAGCUAGAUUCUAGAACAGAAACCUGCAUUUCCAAUUGUGUGGAUCGCUUUAUUGAUUCUACCCUGUUUAUAACAAAUAGAUUUGCACAGCUCCUUUCUAAGCAAGGUGGCAUGAUGUAAACCUGAGUUUAGAUAUAUUUGAGCUUUGUAUAAAGAUUGUUUUGCAAAUAUCAAAGAGUAGAGUGUACAGUGUUGUGGAUUGUAUUUAAGAAAACAGUUUGCAUCAAUAUUUUGUGCCUAAGACGAUGAUGGAUGUUUAUGGAAACUGGAAACCCUCUUACGAUGACUUCUGCCUUGCCACCAGUUAUGGUGGACAAACUGAAUGUGAAUUAGCUGUUGGAAAUGAAUGAAAAAAUGGUUAGUCCUUCUUGUUGUCCUUAACUUGGUAGGUAGAAUAAAUUAUUAGAUAAUGUUAGUACUAACUAGAAAAGUUGACAAGCACUAUGUACCAGUUAUAUAUUUUUUUUUAUCAUUGUCACCUGAAGUUAAAACAUUACGUACUUGGUUUUUUUAUUAGUAUUUUCAGCAUUAUUAUUAUUUUGUUGAAGUGGUGUACAGCACAUCUGCAUUGUUGGUUGGUUUGUUUGAGAUUGGGCUUGUAGGUGCAAUGUUGAGUUUCACUUAGCUAACUUAUUUUUUUUUUAAUUUAUGAAUAUACACUAGUUUUGUAUUAUAUUUGUAUAUAUAUCACAUUAGUUGGCUGUAUCAUAUUUUUUUUGGUGUCGUGACUUGUUACAGCAUUUGGCUGCAAUGGAAAGUAUUUUUACCUUUGUGUCGGAUUUAUGUUAGUGCUUUACCUCUGGAGAAGAAACUACACCAAGUAUCACCAUAAUCCAGUUAUUUUUUUGGUUUCCAUAUACAAGAUCAAAACUGCAGCUUGUUCUAACUGCAUAGGUUGAGUGCACUCUUAAGGAAGGUACCUGUCCAGGGUUUGAGAGCUUUAUGAGUGAUUAACGAACCUGGUAAAAGCCUAGGCAAACAUAAACAUUUAGGAAGCAAAGGUCUCCAGUUCCAAGGAAAUUUAUUUAUUCAGCUUCACAGAGACAUCAGCUGUGCCAUAUCAUAUUAUUGCCUUACCCUCCCCUUACUUGCACCUUUGUGUUCCUCUGCAGAAGUGAUUUACCAACUCUGACUUCUGAUGGAUCUACAAUAGCAACUCCUCAUAACUUAGUGCAUUACCCUGUUUGGUGACAUCUAAAACAUGCCCCCCCCCACCCUUAUUUUCAGAAGGGAAUAUAUUAAGGAGAAUUUGUGUUAACACUGAAGCAUGUAAUGUGUUAAAAAAAUAUAGCUACAGUAUGGGAGAAAGAAGCUGGGUCAAAACAUGCAUCUAGUACAACAGGAAAAUUUAGAAGAGAUGACCAAGGCAGCUUAGGUAUAGCAGAUAACUUUAAGUAACACUCCUCUUUCCUUCUGCCUCUAGUGUAUAACUCUGAUGAUGACAUUAAAUUUUGAGUGCUUACAUUUGCAAAAUGAAAAUUAUAAGUUGAUUAUAGGAAAUCAUUUAAAAGUUUGGUUUUUUACGAAGUAAAUAAAUUUACAGGUUUAGUUCUUUCUUACAUAAAGUUGACAUGUAAGCCUAGUCGAGGUUAGCCUAAGUACAUAUAUGUACCAGUGUUACAUAGUAUAUACAUUUAUCAGUCUGCUUAUGAGCAUAUAUGCACGCGUAUGCAUCAUGUUAUGGUAAACUGAAUAUUUAUUGUGCUUUUGCUCCUUUCUCUCUCUGUCUCUAGUUGGAAUUGUGUAACAAUAAAACUGAAAAAUAUGUAAUGUUUAUUGGUAAUGAAUGAUGAAGUGACAGUUCUGGAUACAUGUGUGUCAUUUUUGAAGGAUCUCUCUCAUACAACCAGCUAAUUCAGAUAACUGGCGACCUUUUCGACUAGGUACAAGUAAUGGUAGUCUGUAGCAUUUGGGUAAACAUUAGCCUACCAGAUACUGUACCUCAGUUACCCUACAGUGCUGAGUAACAUAUUUUACCCAAUUUUUGGGACUGAAAAAGGUGUUAUAUGUCAUCAAAUACAGUAAUCUUGAUGCCAUGAGGUUGGAGAUGUAACUUAUCUUCAAUCUUUAGUAUCCUGAGUUGUAUUGUUUUGUGGUUCUGCUUAGUCUUUUAGUGAUCAUUGGUGAGUAGUCUCAUUGUUGGCAGUGUAAAAUCCAGAAGUAUAAGUUGCAUAGGAUAUUGGCCAUUCCUGUUUUUAUUGGCUCAUCAGAAGUAGACUUGGUUUAGGGAAUUUUGGCUUUGUAAUGGUCUGGAGAAGAACAAUGUAUUUCCAGCUAGGUAACUUCAAAUAACCUCAAAAAUUAAAAAAAAAUGCUAAUCCAGGCAGAAACUGCUUUACGAGUUGCCCCAACCGUCAAUCUUGCUAUCUUGUCUGUAAGUCAUUGACUGACAAAGUGACUGUUGUUCCUCCAGGUAAUUGGUGUGAAAAUUUAGCUAACAUUUUAUAGAAGCACUUCUUCACUCAUUUACAUCUCAUGUGUGGUGUUUAUCAGUUGUAACUGAUGGUGUGGUAUUAGUAAUAGUAAGAGGCUUUGUUGUAUGAAAUAUAAAAAUUGUACUAAAGUUCUUAUUUUGUGGAAAAAAAUUUGUUUGAUUAUAAUUUGAAAUUAGAUGAGAGGUGCAAUAUUUGAGAAAAUAUAGCAUAUGUUUUUUUUC
This is a messenger RNA of Macrobrachium nipponense, 3245 nucleotides long. Its product is annotated as mitochondrial import inner membrane translocase subunit Tim8-like. NCBI's taxonomy places the organism in Eukaryota, Metazoa, Arthropoda, Malacostraca, Decapoda, Palaemonidae. The coding region runs from base 260 to 709 and encodes 149 amino acids. The record is from RefSeq and is a predicted model, not a curated record. The transcript is spliced from 3 exons.